AUGGCGGUGGAAGCUAAAAUCCUGGCCGUUGGUGGUUGUGGCCGUCGGAUUGUGCCUCCAGAAAAUUUCUCCUUCCGCCGGUCUCUGAGUCCUGUACAAAGCUAUGUUUGCUUUAAGAAAGACAAUCGGGAACACACACUGCGUCAGUUCACAGCCUUUGCAGUUGUGAAAAGAAGCCCCAAACGCAUCAAGUAUUCUGUACCUCGCUUUACCAAGAAGGACGGGUUGAUGUAUAUUAACGUUGAACCAUCUGGAUCGGACUCUUGGAAAUUGGAUCCCGUGGUUGAGCUUUUGAAGGAGGGAGCUGUUGGAGUCAUUCCCACCGAUACUGUGUACGCGAUGGUUUGUGAUUUAAAGAGCCACUCUGCAAUUGAACGUCUCCGUAGGAUAAAAAAUAUACAGGAUGCAAAGCCCCUUAGUAUCAUAUGCCGCUCGUUCCGGGAUAUAGAUACAUAUACAACUGGAUUUCCCCGUGGAAAUAACCAAGGCAAUACGGAUAUUUUUCGAGCAGUGAAGCAUUGUUUGCCAGGUCCGUACACUUUCAUUUUAACCGCAAGCAAGGAGCUGCCAAGGCAAUGUACGCGAUAUGGAACUACAUCUGCGAAGUAUGUAACAAGAAAAAACAUUGGAGUUAGAAUGCCCGAUGACCCUGUGUGCCAAGCACUUCUGGAGAAGUUGGAUGCCCCUUUGAUCGCCACAAGCGUAAAGUCGUUGAGAGAGGAUGAAUGGAUAUUAGAUCCUGUUCUAAUUGCGGACGCGUAUGGUCCUGAGGGUCUUGAUUUUGUGGUUGAUGCUGGUGUGAGAGUGGCCGAACCGUCCACAGUGGUUGAUAUGACCGGGAGUUCAUUGAGAAUUCUGCGGCAAGGGAAGGGCCCGAAGCAACCCUGGAUGGAGUCAGAUGAAGAAGAGUCUGCUGGAAAUAAGGAUUGA
Messenger RNA from Oldenlandia corymbosa var. corymbosa, 930 nucleotides. The record is from the annotation of a GenBank genome assembly. Lineage: Eukaryota; Viridiplantae; Streptophyta; Magnoliopsida; Gentianales; Rubiaceae.